This is a messenger RNA of Xiphias gladius (swordfish), 1231 nucleotides long. RefSeq lists its product as uncharacterized. The transcript has 3 exons. Bases 1 to 807 code for a protein of 268 amino acids. The record is from RefSeq and is a predicted model, not a curated record. Lineage: Eukaryota; Metazoa; Chordata; Actinopteri; Istiophoriformes; Xiphiidae.
AUGUUCCGGAAAAUCAACAAUGUGUUCCGACCCAACCAUCACGGACACAGAGCGGGGGAUGGUGGUGGUGGUGGGCUGCGGUCCGAGAGCGACUACCACAGCGCCUGCACCGUCCGGCUGGUCCGCAGCACCUCCAUGCUGGUGGUGGGGGAGAAAACUCCGGCAGCCGCGGGCUCAACUUUAAAACGCAGCAAAAGCACGGUCAGCGUCGAGUCGACCUUGCACUGCUAUCAGAGACGAGAGGACAGGAUGUGGCUUUACUCCCGGAAUCAGAACUGCCUGGAGUACCUGGAAGCGCUUGUGGCUUUGAGGCGGCGGUACACAAAGAGUGUGAGCGCCUUGAAAGGUAAGGACACCGAGGCCACGGUGUCCUCCAGGAAGAAGCCUGCGCCUCCGCCACCUAAUAAGGAAGAACCGAUAUCGAGGGCCAGGCCCUCUGCCCCUCCGGUCUCCAACGAGGAGGACACUUUGCAGUUCUUUGACGCGGUCAUCGCCAGCUGCGACAACGAGCCUCUGCGCAAACCGUACAUGGAUGAUGGACACGCAGACGUGGAUUUCAUAGUGGCCUCCAGCUCAGCUGAGCACGACCUCCACUCGAAUUGGGUCUUGCGGGUCCCUCGGGUCGCAGACGACUCCAAGCACAAAGCCGUUCGUAACUGUGCCAAUGAAAGCUUCCCAAAGAAGAAAAACCAGACCGGGUCCACAAGCAGCAGACUGCAACUUCAGAGGAACCCGAUCCACCUGCCCAAAGUGGUGGAGAGCGCAUUCCAGACUCUGCGCUUCAAGCCCAAAUUUAAAAAGCAGUGAAGAUCGAUAGAUAUUUGAAACCAGCAGCACUGCCACUCUUCUGACAUAGAGCUCAACCGACUUUGUCUGGACAGACACUAUGCUCUGCAAAAAAUCCAUCUGGACAGUUAAUGCUGACAUUAAAAAGAAUUUGAGCAUAAAUUUAAUGAAGCAAAUGAAAUUAAACUGUAGAACCAAAGAAAUAAAUUGAAUUCCUCCCGGUCCUUUUUCUAGGCAGAGAUUUGACUUGUCAUAGUAAGAAACAGUGGUGUUACUGGUAACGAUGGCUCUCUUUUAUUCGAGUGUCUCAGUGAGCCGUGACAGUGUUACAUAGAGCCAACACACACGAUAACAGGUCCCUGAAACUGAAGGGCUAAAUGGAAUCAGGCAAUCGUUAAUUUGUAUUAUUUACACCAAUGCCUUUCCUGCUGUGUCAUGUCAAAAU